Molecule: messenger RNA, 2520 nt
Organism: Pseudomyrmex gracilis
Lineage: Eukaryota; Metazoa; Arthropoda; Insecta; Hymenoptera; Formicidae
Product: SH3 domain-containing kinase-binding protein 1-like
Exons: 9
Coding region: 127-1779 (550 amino acids)
Molecular function (GO): protein binding
Source: RefSeq, a predicted model, not a curated record
CAGAUUGUAUCAGAACAAAUCCGUACGAGUUUUUACGUGACGUUGUACAAUAAGAUCUCGAAAGACACAAUCGAUCUGAACAGAUGACGGAUACAAUUCGUGCCCAAGUUGACGCCGUUUUCGAGUAUGGAGGCGAUAGUGGAAUAUAAUUAUGUGGCGCAAGAGGAUGACGAGUUGACGCUGAGAAAAGGUGACAUCAUCACCGGGAUUAAGGUGAUGCUCGGCGGAUGGUGGGAGGGUACUCUGAGAGACAAGCGUGGCAUGUUUCCCGAUAACUUCGUCAAGGUAUUGGAUACUUCGACAACCGGCAACGGAAGUAGCGGAGGCAGCAACAGCGACACUCUAAACAGCACAAAGUCUGACGAAGUUACCUUGAGAAAUGGAUCCGGCAGACGUUUCUGCAAAGUUCUCUUUAGCUAUGAUCCUUGUAACGAGGACGAAUUGACUUUGGUGCCACAAGACUCGAUAGAGUUCCUGGGAGAAGUUGAGGAGGGAUGGUGGAGAGGCCGUCUCAGAGGCAGAGUCGGAGUGUUUCCCUCGAACUUCGUCACUGCUCCCGCACCCGAGGAACAAGAGAGGCACAAAGAUCGUGAAAAGAAGGAAAUAUGUAGAGUACUUUUCCCUUACGAGGCUGCUAAUGAGGACGAGCUCACCCUAGUCGAGGGGGAUAUAAUUACACUUCUGUCCAGAGACGCGCCAGACAAGGGUUGGUGGAAAGGAGAAUUAAGGGGACAAGUAGGUCUGUUUCCUGACAAUUUCGUCGAAGUGAUUGGCGUGAAGAACGAAAACCAGGAUCAAGAUUCCCAGUGGCACGAAGUAACGUCGGUCAGCGGCAAAUCGAGCAUUAGACAUUCCCAUCAAGUGAAGAAGAGCGAGAAGGCGCACGUUAGAAAAAGUCUCGACACCAGGAAUGUACAUUCGAGUAAUAUAUCGGAUCACUUUCCCACCAUAGACACCACGAAAAAAGGCCUAUCUACCACAUCGUCCACUUCGGCGUCAUUGUCGUCCAUCGGCAGUGGAAGCGGCGAUAAGAAGGCGAUUGGCAGCCACUCAAUUAUAUCGAGCCUAAAACGUCUCGUGAGCGAUGUGGGAAACAAUAACGGUAUCAACAACGUCACGAGUGUCACGUCGGAGUGUCGCGAGGAAUUAGACGGCGUGGAGCGAGGGGAGGGUGCGCCUCUUUCGCAUCUGACGGCUUCUCGCGCCAAGGCGCCCCGACGACGUCCACCGUCGUCGCAACAUCUGCGCCAUCACGCCACAGGAUCCGCCAAUAUAAGCGCGUCCCCGACGCUGCCUACUGUUCCCAGCACUCUUUUGGAAGAUAAUUUGUCUAACGGACGCACCGACACCGCGCUGGAGCAGAUACCGGAUGAAGAGACGGACGGACUCGCGGCGAAAGCGAGGAGGAAAGCACCUUGGGUGGAAGAAUUGAAGAUGAAUCAGAUGGAGAGGAGAAAGACCGCCGCCGACCGAGGCGAUAAACCGGAGGUUGCCAAGAAGGAACGAAGUUUUCCACGGUUAAUGACGCAAGGCAACGUCGCGGAUUCCGCCAACAAGCCGGACGCUACCGAUAACGACGAUAGCAAACAAAAAGAUAAGAGCCCGAGAGCCGAUACGAGCCCCCACGCUGAUCACAGUCCGGGCGCGUCCGGACAACCUGCCUACGUUCCAUAUGCUCUCUACAGCAAACUGUUGGAAAGGGUCGCGGCGUUAGAGGAAAAAGUGGAAGAGCUCAACGAGCGAGUCAUCGAGCUCCGAACGCAAAGAUUAACAACAUAAGCGGCAUAAUAAGGAAGAAGAAUUUGAUUAGAGGCGUCUGUCUGUGUGGAGGCCGACAUUUUACACCACGGUGUUGUUUUUCUCAUUGCGUCACCAAUGAGAAAUCGAGAACUAACUAAUACCGCUGCUAUAUAUACAUAGCAUGUAUAACGUUUAUUGCUACUACCGUUGUUACAUAUACAUAUAUUUAUUCAUUUGGUAGCAUUCGUUUAUUGUUUGCACCACGUCGAGACGCAGUAGUUCGAUGAGCUGAUUAAGGCUGGUUGAAAAACAACAAAACGCAACAUUCCAUAUGUAUGUUACGACGACAUUCUACGCUUGUCACUACGAGUUUCCUCCUCCUCACUUGGUCUGCAAUGUUUCGAAACAGAUCUCAUUUGUGUGUGACUGCCGUACAUAUACUUUCACAUCAUCGGUCUCGAUAUGUAUAAUCGUAUAUAUUAUAUAUAUACUUGGUUUUACGGGAUGUCGCUACGCGUUUGUCAGCCGCGAACACACACACACACACACAGCAGCUUUAAAAAGAAAAAAAAACAAAUUCCCUCCUUCGUCUCUAUAUAAAAUUCAUUCCUUUCAAUUCGAACUCACAACACAUAUCACACAACUUUGUAAGACACAAAAAUCGUCGAAUGUAUAUUUGCACAUACGUUAGAUUGUUGAACGACGAAAAACUUCCUCUAUGUGUCAAGUACCAUGAAAAAAAAAAAAAAAAAUCUCUCUUGCGACUUGAAGUUCCGAAAA